AUCAAACAGACAGACAGACAGACAGAAAGACAGAAGGAAAGAUGAGGAAACCAGCUUCAUCAUCAGCAAAGGCAAUGAAGAAAACAACUGCAGGAACAACAACAACUAAGACACCAUGCUGUGUAAAGAUAGGGUUGAAAAGGGGACCAUGGACGGCGGAGGAGGACGAGCUUCUGUCGAAUUACAUACAUCGAGAAGGCGAAGGAAGGUGGCGCACGCUUCCGAAGAGAGCGGGUCUGCUCCGCUGCGGGAAGAGCUGUCGCCUUCGGUGGAUGAACUACCUUCGCCCUUGUGUUAAGCGAGGCCAGAUCGCCCCCGACGAGGAAGAUCUCAUUCUCCGCCUCCACCGACUCCUCGGCAACAGGUGGUCACUAAUAGCUGGGAGGAUUCCAGGGCGGACAGAUAAUGAGAUAAAGAAUUACUGGAACACUCACCUCAGCAAGAAGUUGAUAAGCCAAGGAAUUGAUCCAAGAACACACAAGCCACUAAAUCCUUCUUCUUCCAAGUUGAAUAAUUGCAUUCCUAGCUGUUCUAACCCUAAUCCAGAAAAUAAUAAUGUUGGGGAUUAUUUUCAAAAUGGGUAUGUCCAUGUCCAAAGUGCUUCCAUUGAUCAUCAUCACCUGCAGUAUCAAUUACCAGGAACGUUAGCAGUGAAUAAUGGCUGCUCAGCCGGUUUGCUCAACAACAAUCAAGAAGAAGAUUAUGAUAUGAAUUGCUGCAAUGGUGAUGAUGUGUUCUCUUCAUUCCUAAAUUCACUCAUCAAUGAGGAAGCUCAUCAAAAUGAACAAAUGGCAGAUCCGUUGGUUUCGAUUUCCUCUUCUUUUUUCGGCUUUGGAACAAGCUGGGAGUCUCCUCUGGUGUCAUCUACUUUUAGCCAAAAUGAUCCCAAGGGAGUUGAACCACCUGCAUGUACUCUUCCACAGUGAAGCUGCAUGCAUGCAUGUUGGUUUGCCUGGUAUUUACUCUAUAUCUCUCAAUUCUAGGGUUUGCAUGGUUUUUAUGAUUUUAUGUAUCUCGAUUAUGCGUUAAUAUUCUUGUGUCUUCUAGACAUCAUAUUAUUUCUAUCAAUAUGUUGUUGUAUGUGUGGGAAUCUAUAUAUUUAUAUAUAUGUGUAUUGGUGUUCCAAACAAACUUAAAUAUCUUUUGAACAAUAUAUGAAUAUGAUUUGUAUGAACCUGAUUUCAUUACAUGUCUCUCUAGAAGUUCUUUAUUAGUCAUAUAGUUGUCAAAGAGCUUCCCAAGAAUUAUGGGAUCACAAGUUAUCAACUAAGUGAUACUCAGGUAUAUAUAAAAAAUAAAAAAAAAAGGAAAAAGAAAAGGAAAUUAUAUUGAAAGGCAUAUUCAACAAGCAAAUACAGCUUGGUGAUGUUCAAGUAGGUAAAGAUUAUAGUACUAGAGAUUAGAGAGAGUAUAUGCAUUUAGAAUUUCAUAACAUUUAUUCCAAAAAAUCGAUUAUGCUUUACUUAUAUUAAGAAGAAUGAUCUUCUUCAGUGGAUUUUCCUUGAUCUUGUUUAGUCUAUUUUCUUAGAAAAUAAGACUAUAUAUGAAUCUUUGACUGGCCUACUAAUUAUUAACUUAAAAUGAUUGCAAUUAACCUCAUAUUAUGGGCAAUCCCUCAAUAUCGUCGGAUUAAUUAAGCUAACCCAAAAAUGUAACACAUAAUUAAAUAAAUUAAGAAGGUGAAGCACCUAAGUUGUCCUGAUUGCUAGGUAUAUAUACCUUAUUUAGGCGCUUCCCGUUGAUUUAAUUAAUGCAACAUAUAUACACUAUAUUCAUUUACUCUAUAGUUUGUUUAAUGCUUGAGAAAAGCAUUAGUUUAGGUUAGAUGGAAAUAUCUAGCCUAUGCAUUCAUUGCACAAUGUUGGUUUUGUUAUAAAUCGAAUAUUCGUGAAAGCACUUUAUAAAUACAAUCGAACUCGAAUAGGUAUUAAUUAUUCACUAUGUGUCUAAAUUCAUACGGUUGUGUCCUUAAAAUGACGUACAUUCUUAGCUGAGAGUGAUUGAAUCUUUAUUUAUAAAUCAUAUCGAUAACUUACACUUAAACGACAUGAAAUACAAGUUUUAACAGGUUUCUAUAAUUUUGAGAUUCAUGAAGUUCUAAAACCAUAAGCGAAAAUGUAGGCAUUCAUUAAUUUUUUGCCAAAUAAACAGGAAGGAAUAAU
Molecule: messenger RNA, 2162 nt
Organism: Tripterygium wilfordii
Lineage: Eukaryota; Viridiplantae; Streptophyta; Magnoliopsida; Celastrales; Celastraceae
Product: transcription repressor MYB5-like
Exons: 2
Coding region: 42-926 (294 amino acids)
Source: RefSeq, a predicted model, not a curated record